AUGAAUGCUCCGAUAAUAGAUCCAUUGCAAGGAGAUUUUCCAGAGGUGAUUGAAGAAUAUCUAGAGCACGGGGUCAUCAAAUGUGUUGCUUUCAAUCACCGUGGUUCUCUUCUCGCAGCUGGAUGUGCGGAUGGAGGCUGUGUGAUCUGGGAUUUCGAAACCAGAGGAAUCGCAAAGGAGAUUCGUGAUACUGAUUGUUCCGCUGCAAUCACAAGCGUCUCAUGGUCAAAAUACGGGCACCGAUUGCUCGUAUCAGCUGCAGAUAAGUCGUUAACGCUUUGGGAUGUUCAUACGGGAGAGAAGAUUGCUCGGACGAUUCUCCAGCAGACUCCGUUGCACGCUCGCUUAAACCCUGGCUUAACCUCGCCUUCUCUUUGCCUUGCGUGCCCGCUCUCAUCAGCUCCGAUGAUAGUCGACUUUGACAUUGAUUGUACGACUUUGCUUCCGGUCGCUGUGCCUGAGAUGCCAGACGUGUUAGCUCCUCCGCAGCGCAGUAAAUGCCCUGAGUCAGGUCCUCCUUUCUCUCCAGCUGCGGCUUGCUUUAACAAGAGUGGUGAUCUUGUUUACAUAGGAAACUCCAAAGGAGAGAUACUGAUAAUAGAUUAUAAAACUGUGCGAGUUCUUGCUUUGAUUCCUGUGAUUGGUGGGGCACCGGUGAAGAACAUAGUGUUUAGCAGGAACGGGAAGUUUCUUCUCACGAAUUCACACGAUCGCACCAUUAGGAUAUAUGAUAAUCUCCUCCCAGCGAAAAAUGUGCUUAGAUCUCUUGAGGACUUGGUUAAGAAGAUUGAUGGUGACGGUGUUGAGAAAAUGAAGGCUGUUGGAUCGGAAUGCUUGAAGCUCAACAGGGAGUUUCAAGAUUCUGUUACCAAGAUGCAUUGGAAAGCGCCUUGUUUCAGUGGUGACGGUGAGUGGGUGAUUGGGGGCUCUGCGUGCAAAGGAGAACAUAAGAUCUACAUAUGGGAUCGAGCAGGGCAUCUUGUGAAAAUAUUAGAAGGUCCAAAAGAAGCGUUGAUUGAUCUAGCUUGGCAUCCUGUUCAUCCCAUCAUCGUCUCUGUUUCAUUGGCUGGUUUAGUGUACAUUUGGGCGAAGGAUUACACUGAGAACUGGAGUGCGUUUGCUCCUGAUUUCAAGGAGCUUGAGGAGAAUGAAGAGUAUGUGGAACGGGAAGAUGAAUUUGAUCUGAUACCUGAAACAGAAAAGGUGAAAGUAUCGGAUGUUAAUGAAGAUGAAGAAGUUGACAUAGACACAGUGGAAAAAGAUGCUUUCAGCGAUUCAGAUAUGUCAGUGGAGGAACUCCGAUACCUUCCAGCUGAACCGAUCCCAGAUACAAAUGAGCGGCAAGACAACAUGAAGUUGAUCGAAGCUCGUAUAUCUGCAUCUCCUGCUUCUGAAGAGGCUGUUCAGAACGGACAUGGGCCUGACCAUGCAUCAAGUCCACUACUAGGAGAAGAAAUGGGUGAAACACGGGGAAAGAGAAAGAGAAAACCAUCAGAGAAAGGAAUGGAGCUUCAGGCAGAGAAGGCAAAGCCAUUAAAAGGAUCAGUCAGAACAGUACGAGCGAAAAGACCAGUGGUCGAUCAAGAAAUCGAUGACAGUGUAUGUAUUGAUGUAUUCUUCUCUACCACUACACAGCUCUGCGCUGAAUCAAGCUCAAGCUGGGAUAAGCACGAUAGGAAAUGA
Molecule: messenger RNA, 1683 nt
Organism: Microthlaspi erraticum
Lineage: Eukaryota; Viridiplantae; Streptophyta; Magnoliopsida; Brassicales; Brassicaceae
Source: the annotation of a GenBank genome assembly